This is a messenger RNA of Enterobius vermicularis (human pinworm), 525 nucleotides long. The record is from the annotation of a GenBank genome assembly. NCBI's taxonomy places the organism in Eukaryota, Metazoa, Nematoda, Chromadorea, Rhabditida, Oxyuridae.
GUUGACCCGGUAUUGCACCUGCCUCCGGGAACGGCCCACCUAGCUCAGCUAGGCUCAAAAAGAUGGGAUUCUGGUGCUACUUUUGCUUUACUUCGAGAUAGCCGUGAUGUCGACAACAAAAUAAAUGCCACACUGUGCCUCGGAGGUAUUGGUUCAAAAGUAUUGGUUCAAGAAGCAGCGAAAAGAGUGGCUAAUUCUGAUGCAAAAGAUGAAGCUCAUCGCUGCAGUAUAAGAGACUGCAAAGAGUCUGUUGAACGUCGUGAUGAAAGUGGUGCUAUUGGCAUCACGAUCUCCCCAAGUUGCAGUCUGCUGGUCACCGAUUCAGUAAGCAAUUACAAAACCGCAAAAGGUAAUAAAUACCCGGGAAGGCAUAACACCGUUUUGCGACCAGUGACUUCAACGAAUUUUAGAUCUCCUGAUACUUCUCCUUUGAAAUUACACGUUUGUCUUGAAAGUCCCAUCCCAAUUCUGAUCGGAAUUGAACAUUUUAAAUUCUCGACUGAAAACCAAUUGAUUUCAUCUUAG